AUGGACGAAAAUUUAUCAUGGCUUGAUGAAUUACAAUUCAACUCUUCGAACAAUCAACAAACUUACAUUACAAAACAAGAUUUUUUAUUAUUGCAUAAAAAAAUUAUUGCCACAGAUCUGAUAGUUAAUCGAUAUGUAGAAGCAAAAAAAGCAUUACAAUCUUUACAAAACGAAAAUGAUGAAUUAAAACAACGACUUGACCGUAUUACAAAUGAAUGUUGUUUAUUUGGAAAACAAAUUGCAGAAUGUACAGAUGAAUGUGAUGCAUUAAAAAGGGAUAACGAUUUACUAAAUGAGGAGAAAAAUAAUUUACAAAAAGAACUUCGAAUUAUUAAAGAUCAAAAUACGGCUUAUUAUCAUGAGCUAAUGGUUAUGGGUCAAUAUCAUUCAUUAAAAGAGACAAAUGAACAAUUAACAAAAGAGUUAGAACGUUGUAAAAAGGAAAAAUCAAAACUUAAUUGUAAACUUCAACAACGAUCGUCUGAUUAUAUAAAACCAAAAAAUGAACCACAAUCAUAUCCGUUUGGUGAAAUAUCUGAAAUCCAAAUUGCCUUGAAUACAUCGAUGAAAUCAAUACGUGAACUAAAACUUGCACUUGGACGAAUAGUGAAUUUCUUACAAGCAGAAAAUAUUGUAAUACCUACUUCACUCCAUAUUCGUCCUAUAUUAAAAGCGCACACGAUUGAUGAUAAUUUUAUGGAAAUGGAAGGAGAAUUUACGUUAAAACCAACAGUGACAACAAUAGAGGUACCACCAGUUGUUACUUCAAUCAGUCAUGAGGAUGUUGACGAUGAUGAAGAAAAUAAUGAUUUUAUUGAUGUUAAAUCGGCUAUAUUGACACAACCUUCACAAACACAGAUAGAACAGCAACAGCCAUUACCAGAAUCUAAAUCAAAAUCACGUAAACGUGCGCAGAAACAACAACAAGAACCAAAAAGGCAAAGUAAACGUUCAACAAAAGGCAAAAGACGUACAAAAGAUGAAACGGACAAUUUAAUUAAUGAACUAAAAAAUGCUUUAUCACAAUACAAAGAAUCAGAAAGCGAAGAAACAGCAACACCAACACCAACAAUAUCUAAUCAAAAUGUAUCAUCAUCAAUGAAUGAUUUUUUUAGUGAUUUUGGUACUUCUAAAGUCAAUGACGAUCAACAACCAGUGGCGUCUCUACAAUCAUCACCAAUUAAUAAAAAUGAUCUACAUAGACGUUUCUCAAAAAUAUUGUCUGAUUACGAGACCGAAGACGAAGAACUUAAUACAUCUGUUGAGCAGAGACAAUCAAAAACAGUAGCUAAAACGUUGAAUAAAAGUAGAGAGAAAAAAGAUGAGAUUAGAAAAACAGCGCCAUAUACGAUUAUUCAACAUACAUCAUCAAACAUUAUUGAUGAACCAGUACUGAGUCCUAGAGAAUUUUCAAACACUACUGAUCAUGAAAUACCGAAUUAUGAACACACUCAGGGACAAAGUAUUUUGUCAGAUGAUGAUGAAAUUCAACUUGAUUCUACUGAUCUCAAUAUUUCUACAAAAGUGUAUGACACUCAAAAAGAUAUGUUAACAUAUGUUGAAACAACGCUUGGUCCGAUACCAACAUUAGAAGAAGCUGUUAACAGUGACGUUAUGAUUGAAAACAAAGAGAUUGAGUCGAUCAGUAUUAAACGAACCAUCAGCGAAGAAUCGCAAACACAAAAUGAUACAUUAUCAGAUCAAGAUGAAUCCUUCUUUGCAUUGGAAGUGAAAAAUGACGAUAAAAAAGAAGAGACAGAGAAAAUGACAAUUAGUCCUAUUGAAGAAAUUGAAAUGAUAAGUUCUGUACAAGACGAACAAAACGACACAUCAGUAAUACGUGAUAUAUUCAUAAGUAUCGUUGAACGCACUGAAGAAAAAGAAAGAUAUGAAAUGAAAUGUUUACUUGUGGAACGUAUUCUUAAUUUUACACAAAAUAUUCAAAUAACAGAAUUAUUACGUCCUAUUGUUCCGAAAAAAAAUAUCAAAAAGACCAAAUCUAAAUCAAUUACUGUAAAUAAAACUUAUUCUCAAACAAUUCCUGUUGUAGAACCUCGUGAGAUAGAGAUCGUUGAUACUUCUGUUGUCUCACACGAUGAAUCAAUGGUUAUUCAGCAUGUCCAUGAGUCCGACUUGAUUCAACAACAGAUUAAUGAUAAUACUUUAAUUAGUGAUAGUGACGAUGAGAUCGCUUGUGAAUCUCCAGAAUUCGACGCUGUACAUGUCAGUGGUGAUAAGUGUACAUUAAUACAUGAAGAUAACAAACAGUUAACAGACCGUAAUCUGUUGAUUCAAAGUGAAGAAACUGAAACGAAGUCUGCAGAAUCACCAGAUAUUAUUCUUCCACCACAACAAAAUCGUGUAAUCAUUUUGAAACGUUUAAUAGAAUUUUUAACACACAUUCCGUCUCCACAAUUAGUCUCAUUUUCGACACUAACAAAUCCACAUCAACCGAAAUCAACAACAUCAGAUAUUGUUAAAAAGAUUUCUUCUCAUAAGCCACCUGCAACACGUUUACAAAUACAACGACAAGCUUCAACAUUCAUAACAUCGUCGAAGAACUGUUUACAAAAACGUUCACUAAACAGUAUUCGUCAAUGUAUAACACGAUGUAAUGUUCCAUCUUCAAUAGUGAAAACAAAUUCAAUAAAAGUUCAACCUGUCAAACCAAAACAAUCAUUAGAAAAUAAUUCAGCAAAAUUUCAGGAAAGAAAACGUAGAAUAUCAACAGAAAUCAUGUAUGAUGAACAGCAAGUACCGAAACAAAAACGUCAAAAAACAACAAAAACAAUAAGCGAUGUUACUGUUACAUCGCCGAAGAUUCAUUUCACAAGAAAAUCGAUUAAAACCUCUAUACCCACACCAAUUCCUCCAAUAAUUCCCACAAUUGUUGAUCCAUUAUCGUCACCAUCUACUGUAUAUGUUGAUGAAUUAUCCUUGCAUUCUUACUUGAUCGGUAAAAUAGAUUUAACAGAUCAACUAAAAACAUUUAUCAAAACAAUGAAAAAUAAUUAUUGUAAAAACAAUGAUGAAAUAUUUAUAACUAAAAUAUAUAAGAGUAUUCUCGAUUGUUUAUUCGAAGUCCAAUUAUCAAUAGUUAGUAACACUAUGUAUUUAACAAAAUUACAUGAUUGUGAACAACGUAUUAUCUCAUUGUUAAAAUAUUUAACAAUAACGUACUAUUCGUCUUCCAAUCUAUUUGAACAAUAUUUGUUUCAAUUGAUAAAUACCAGCUUCGAGUCGGACAUUCGCUUCAAUACUGCAAUACGAUCAACGGAAUUAAUAAUUUUAUGUCGUUUAAUUUUCAUAUUCUGUCAAUGUUUCAAUUGUUCAAAUGUUCUUUAUCCAAAAUUAUUUGACAUUAUAUAUAUUCAUACGAUUUAUCCGGUGAAUGAUCUAUUUUCAAUCGUAUUUUGUAUUUUGUCAUAUAUUUUUCCAUCUUUAAUCGAUGAACAACAUCAAACAGCAACAUACAACAUAAUGUUGCAUCGUACAUGUUUACAUUUAUUACACAAACAAUAUUUUAUCAAAUCAUGUGAUUCUUUGCGUUUAUUAGGAUCGUUAAAUAUGUGGACAGACGAAAAUAAACAUCAACAACAGACUACCAAUUCUUAUAUCUCUGACUUUCUAUUUGAGUAUUUACUUCGUACCACUGAUAAACAUUCAUUAAUUACAAAACAACAUCAAACAAAUCAUCCAAAUGUAAACGAUUUUCUUCAUAGUCUAAUAUCAAUAUCUCUAUGGGAAGGUUGGAUAUGGUGUAAAAAUGAUCUGUUUCAAAAUAUUUUAUUACCAUUUUUCAAUCAAUCUCAAUUGUUAGAUAUUGAACAUUUAUCUAUCAUCUGUAUUUCGAUUCAACAUAUUUUAAGAGUGUUUAAAGAUAAUCAACAGUUUUUAAGUGAUGAAAAAUUUCAUUAUGAACUAAAUCAUGUAUUAUUGUCAUAUUCUGAAAAGCUAACAACUAGUAACAGUGACAAUGAACAUACUAGACAGUUUUAUGUAAAACAAACGUUGGUAGAAUUAAAUUGGUUGUUAAAGAAAUAG
Molecule: messenger RNA, 4044 nt
Organism: Didymodactylos carnosus
Lineage: Eukaryota; Metazoa; Rotifera; Eurotatoria; Philodinida; Philodinidae
Source: the annotation of a GenBank genome assembly